CUCUAGGUCUAUCUGGGCUAACCGGAGGGUUUUCGACAACGACGGAAGACGUCUCCCCCGUGACACGGAUUACUGUGAAUUUGUCAAAUUUUCAACCCCUUUCCCUACACCAUUAGUGUCAAGACACCAUCCUUUCGAUAAAAUAGUUGUUUUAUUAACUAUUUCAAACGCCAAACCAUGUCCACCCCGGCUAGAAGAAGACUUAUGAGGGAUUUUAAACGGCUACAAGAAGACCCCCCAGCUGGUGUCAGCGGAGCCCCAUCUGAAAAUAACAUCAUGGUUUGGAAUGCUGUCAUAUUUGGUCCUGAAGGAACACCAUUUGAGGAUGGUACAUUUAAACUCAUUGUAGAAUUCACAGAAGAAUACCCCAACAAACCCCCCACGGUACGAUUUGUGUCAAAGAUGUUUCAUCCAAAUGUCUAUGCAGAUGGCAGUAUAUGUCUAGACAUCUUACAGAACCGCUGGAGCCCCACGUAUGACGUGUCAUCUAUUCUUACAUCCAUCCAGUCUCUGCUUGAUGAGCCGAACCCCAACAGUCCAGCCAACAGUCAGGCGGCGCAGCUGUACCAGGAAAACAAGCGGGAGUAUGAGAAGCGCGUGUCCGCUAUCGUAGAACAAAGCUGGAGGGACAGUUGACCUGACAAUCCUGCUAGCUGCUAUAUUAAGCUGUGCGUGCUGGAAGUUUUAGUGGACUCUCUUGUUACCCCCUCACUUUUUUUUAAGCUUUUUAUGCACUUUACCUUAAUCUUCCACUCAGUUUUCUUUUGUAACCACAUUUUUUUUUAAUAUAUCACCCUCUUCUAGUCCUUCAGGGGGAAAUGUGUUGAAACUUGCCUUGGUAUUUUGUCAGAACUGAUUUGAGGAUUACAAAAAUAAACAAUAUUUGCUUAAAACGAUUCACAAGGGGGCGUCAAUCAAGUGGUGGGUCAUUUCUGUUGAUCGGUUUUUGGUUCUGAAGGAAGUGGGGAUGGUAAGGAGUCUUGGAAUCAAGCCCCACAACUGAAUCGGGCAUCUUUCUGCUGUGUCUUUGCUGUGCUGUGAACUGUUACAUACAUGCAUGAUUAAAUGUUCUCCUGACCCAUUUACUUCUGCAUACAACAGAAACCUGCAAGUGAAAUUAUGUACAGAUUUUGCACUGGUUGUCCCCCAUGUAAGUCUUUUCCAGAAAUUGUAAAUAAACAGACAAAAUUCA
Oryzias melastigma (Indian medaka) is the source of this 1192-nucleotide messenger RNA. RefSeq names its product ubiquitin conjugating enzyme E2 A, like (gene ube2al). Gene Ontology annotation, molecular function: ubiquitin conjugating enzyme activity. Gene Ontology annotation, biological process: DNA repair; protein polyubiquitination; proteasome-mediated ubiquitin-dependent protein catabolic process. Gene Ontology annotation, cellular component: HULC complex. Lineage: Eukaryota; Metazoa; Chordata; Actinopteri; Beloniformes; Adrianichthyidae. Bases 178 to 636 code for a protein of 152 amino acids. The record is from RefSeq and is a predicted model, not a curated record. The transcript has 6 exons.